Condylostylus longicornis is the source of this 1211-nucleotide messenger RNA. RefSeq lists its product as uncharacterized. NCBI's taxonomy places the organism in Eukaryota, Metazoa, Arthropoda, Insecta, Diptera, Dolichopodidae. The coding region runs from base 654 to 962 and encodes 102 amino acids. The transcript has 2 exons. The record is from RefSeq and is a predicted model, not a curated record.
UUUAACGUCAAAAUUUUGAUUUUAGUCUACAAACUGUCUGAAACUAAAACUUUUACGGACAGAAAUCUAGUAAACUUUUUACCCGUAAUUGACUUUGAAUUUUGAUCAUCCGUAAACGUCAAAACAAAAAAAAUUUUUUUUUAGAUUUAAAAUAAAUUUAUACUUACACAUUAAAAAUUAACAAUAAAAAUAUUUUUUAUAUUAUUUUUAACGUAAUGAUAGUCACUCAACACAUCAAAUUUAUUUACUGAAUUACUACGUCAGACUGUCUGCAUGUAAAAAAAAAAAUCUACAAUUUUGACGAUUAAUUGACUUUUUUUAAACGUUUAAGAAUUUAAACUUUGACUGAGAGUAAAAACGUAGUAGAGUAUCCGUUAACUCAGACAACUCAGAUUUUGUAAAAUUUGACGUUUAAGAAUUUACCAUACUAUUGGUUUAAAAGUUACUUGGAAUAUAGAAAACAAUAUGCUGAGUGUGAUACUGUAAAAAGUAAUAUCAAUUUUAUUGAUUAUGGUGUCAUUCAAGGUAGUUCCUUGGGACCUGUUUUAUUUGCUUAUUACAUUAACGACUUUUCUAAAAUUAAACUACUCGGUAAACCGAUAAUAUAUGCAGAUGAUAUCGUUGUAAUUUAUAAAGAAAGAACUUUCGAUAAUAUGCAAAAAAAUAUUAAUCAAGAUAUGGAAGCUAUUUAUAAUUGGAUGUGUGUGCAUAAAUUAUCGGUAAAUGUGAGCAAAACUAAAUACAUGCUAAUUAACUCUAAAAGCUCCGAAAUUUACAUCAAGUUCAACGGAAAUAAAAUAAAUAAAGUCAAAGAGUACAGGUAUCUGGGUGUUACUGUCGAUGAAGAUUUAAAUUGGAAUCAACAUGUUAAUGAAACAAUUAGUAAAACGAGAAAAAUUGCCGGCUUGUUUAAAAAAUUAGAACAUCAACUAAUGAAAUACACAAGAAAUACAACAUCCUAAAAUUGCAGGAUUAUAAAGAAAUGAACCAGCUAUGUCAUAUUCAUAAUAUUAAAAAUAGCCAGAUUAAAUCAAACUCCACACUUAUAGCUAACAGUGAUAUACAUAAUUACGGCACUAGAGCAGCAAAUGAACUGAGAUGUAUAACUAGUCGUGGCUUGAAUGGCCUCACACCAAUUGCGGUAUCAGGUAUAAUGCUGUAUAACAAGUUAUCUAUGCACUUGUAAGAUAUGCCAAAAGACAGAUUUAGAA